CGGAGACCAUGAAAAUGCUUCGAUUUCGUAGUCCAAGCCUCCCUUCCCUCGAUCAGGAGAUCCAGUGCACGGUCCGUCUUCUGGACGACUCCGAGGUCUCCUGUAGUAUCCAGCGAGAGACUAAAGGCCAGUUCCUGCUGGAUCAUGUCUGUAACCACUACAAUCUCCUGGAGAGAGACUACUUCGGCAUCCGAUACGUGGACCCAGAGAAGCAGAGACACUGGCUGGACCCCAGUAAGCCUGUGGUGAAGCAGAUGAAAUCUCAGCAGCCAUACACCAUGUGCUUCAGAGUAAAGUUCUACCCUCAGGAGCCAAUCAAGAUCAAGGAGGAACUCACGAGGUACCUCCUGUACCUGCAGAUCAAGAGGGAUAUAUACCACGGCCGUCUGCUGUGCCCCUUUGCUGAUGCUGCAUACCUCGGAGCCUGCAUCGUACAGGCUGAGCUGGGUGACCAUGACGCUGAGGAGCACCCUGAGGACUACAUCAGCGACUUCAAGCUCUUCCCCAAGCAGACCAUCAAGCUGGAGAGGAGGAUCAUGGAGAUACACAGGAAUGAUAUGAGGGGACUGACCUCCCCAAUGGCCGAGCUCAACCUCCUGCAGAGGGCACACGCACUGGACACCUACGGAGUCGACCCACACCCCUGCAAGGACUUCACUGGAGCCACUGCAUUUCUGGGCUUCACCGCCCGAGGGUUCGUGGUGUUCCAGGGGAACAAGCGGAUUCAUCUGCUCAAAUGGGCUGAUGUGAACAAGCUCAAGUUUGAGGGGAAAACGUUCUAUGUGAUUGGUCUGCAGAGGGAGAAGAAACUGGUGCUGACCUUCCACACCUCGACGCCGGCCGCUUGUAAACACCUGUGGAAGUGCGGAGUUGAGAAUCAGGCCUUUUAUAAGUGUGCCAAGUCCAGCCAAAUUAAGACGGUCUCCAGUAGCAACAUCAUCUUCAAAGGAUGCCGGUUCAGAUACAGUGGGCGUGUGGCUAAAGAGGUGAUCGAGGCCAGCUCUAAGAUCCAGAGGGAGCAACCACAGGUCAACAGGGCUGGGUUCUGUCAGAGUAAGAGUUUCAGCUCCCUCAGCCACAAGCAGCUGAUAAUGAACAUGGAGCCCCUACUGCCUGCAGAGCAAAAGGAGAACGCCGCAGAUAACGGUUUGGUGGCCCUGAAGGACUGUGUGCACCUCUCUCCCCUGAAGCCCUCCAUCUCCACAGCAGGAACAACAGAGGUAGCAGCAGCAACAGCAGCGGCAGUGGCCCCUGGUAGCACCACCGGCCCCGGGCACACAGACCACAGCCCAGGGGCCACGUCAGCAGACCCAGGUGCCACAGCGGAGCACAGCUCGGGCCCCAAAGACCAACCGAUGGGAGAGAAGAACGGAGAGCCGAGACACGAGGCGGACAAGCGGAAGAAAGAGGACGAGAAGGACGAAGCGGGGAGGAGAGAGAGGAAGCAGGAGGAGGAAGACGAGGACGAGUCGGGGGGUCCGCUGACCAUCUCGGACCUCGUCUACAGCCCGUGUGCCAGCAUGCUGCCCACGCCCGUGGGCGACGACGACAGCGAAGGCGGCGCCUAUGGCAGCAGCGUGGCGUCCAUGUUCCAGAGCCCGGCCCGGAUCCUGCGCGACCUCCACGCCGACCCCGACAUGCAGCAAGAGCUGCGGGCCGAGCGGGAGCGCGAGGCGUCCAUGGAGGCCCUCCGCGUCAGCAUGCGGCCCUCCGCCGUCUCCCCGCGCUGGGGCCAGAUGCGGGCCUGCUGCCGCAGCGCCGCCAAGCUGGUGGCCGUGGUGAGCGGGCUGCUGCUGCUCCUGCUGCCCUUCAUGCUGCUGCUGCUGGAGUCCGACCUGGACGUGGCCUUCCUGCACGACAUCCGCCAGACGCCCGAGUUCCAGCAGUUCCACUACGACUACUACUGCCCCAUGCGGCGCUGGCUGCUCUGCGAACUGGACAUGCUGCUCGAGGCGGUGGUGGGCGACUGAGGCGGUCACCAGCCACAAGGGGGAGCCAAAGACUCGCGUCCGUAUUGGCAUCAGCAACUAUUGCAACUGCAACUCUACUACAACUACUGGGUGCCAGAGACUUGUGUCAACGGCGGCAUAGACAUAUAUAUUUAUUCUUCUAUAUGUGUCUAUGAACAGUGACAUCAACAAAUAUAACAACAGCAACACUACUACUAUUACUGGGCUACUGCAAAAAAGACUGCUGAAACUGUGGGAGUGGUGAAUUUGAAAAAAGGUAUGACAGACACACACCGGGAGGAAGGAUUGAUUUCAUACCCUUGCCUACUGUAACUAUGGAGAUGUUGGUUAUGAACUGGGUUAUCUGCUGGAUGGGAGAGAGAUGCUCUUUGGACUGACAAAGGUAAAAAGAAGUGAACUGUAAGGAGAAAGUGGGAUUUGGAGGAGGAAGAGAGCGAGAGCUGACGUCAACCCUUUCUCCCUGACAGUUUCAGGCUUUUUUCUUAAAUAUGUAUACUUGCAAACAAUGGUAAAUACAAAAAAUAAUAUUAAUAUUACAAAAGAGAAAAAUUUGAAUCGGUUUUUAAAUGUUUUGUACAUUUUUAUGUGAGGCUACUGUUGGCAGGAUUUUUUUCAGCAAAAAAAGCAUCUACUAAAUGUAUUUAUUGACAUAUAGGGGGGAGAAAAGCGAGCUAUUUUUACUGCCUGUUGUCAUGUUGUCUUGACCAGCAGUUCUCUGAGUUUUCUUAUGACGAUAACAAUAGCACAAAUAUUUUGAAACGGCGACUCUUUUUGCAGAUUUACCUGAUGUCACUCUGGACAGACACACUAGGUGGUCCAGCUUUAACAGUUUGUUCUUCAACUGAGGUAAAAAAAAAAGAAAAGAAAAAGAAAAAAAGAAAUAUAUAUAUAGAUAUAUCAGGUCAGACCAGGCUCUUUUGCUGGUCCUCUCAAGCUGACGACCAAUUAUGCAGUUCAGUGUUCUCCAUGAUUUGAUUGCGUGAUCGCAUGACAGUGGCAUUACAGCGCAGGUAUUUAAUAGAUUUUACUGGUUUAUGGUGAAAACUUCGUACUAACAACUCAUUUGGAUUUGAAAGCAGACAGAUGGGUUAAGAUAUUACAAAGAGAUACUAAGAUACCUGGAAUCGGAUACAAGAGAUCAGACACUUCAUCAAAAUAAGGUUUGUCUAAAAUGGUCAAACAAGUUUAGUUGUAAGAAACUGGUCUUCUUCUUGUAGCUCGAAGACGUUCCUUAACUAAAUGAGUACAUCUGUUCAGGUCUGCAGUAAGGGAACCUAGAAGACGCUUGACAAAGUCACUCAGAUGAGGGGCAAAAUGUCUUCUAGUUCAAAUAAGUCCAUUCAAAAAAAAGUUAAAAAGAAUACAUAUGUUUUCUUUUUUGUGUUAAACCCUAGUCGUCUUCUGGAGUCCUUUAUUCCCCUUUAUUUUCAAAUGAGACCAGUUCCUUACAGCUGAAGUCUUAUGUUGGUCUGAUAUCCUGAAGAUGAUGCAGGUGUUUGUCAGUUCAGACUGCAUACUCAGGAAAGUCUGAGGAGAACACACAAGAUUUAUCUCUGUGCAAAACAAAAACAAAAAAACACACAAAUCAAAAAGCAAACCUCUUCUGAUUAUACCGGUGUUACUCAUAAUCUUUGUGGUCAUUUGUGGAAGUGUUUUUGUGAAUCCUCCAUUUUAUGCCCUUCAGACACUUACUACAUCUACUAAACUAGACUUCUCUAGAUGCUUGGGUCAUUCAAAGAAAAUGCCAUGUCAACAUGUGUUUCUGUGAUCAAAUUGUUGAGAUCAUGAUUAUUAUCUAACAUUUAUUAAAAAAUAGAAAUACACGCACACAGACAGAACCAUAGACAGUAGUAGCCAUAUUGUUACUCUCUACUUUCAUAUUCUAGUCUCGAUGAAAAGAAGAAGUAGCACUAACACAGAAGGUAGUGCACAUAGCUCUCUGCAUCUACUUAAAUGAAACAUCAUCAAAAUAAAACCUCAGUUGUAAAUGGGUUUACUCUCUAUGCUUACCUUAGUGUCUCUGUGUAAUUACAAAGUAGCCAAUAGGUGCUCCAUUUCCCCCAAAGUGUCUCUAAUCAUCAGACGUUGUUGUCGCUAUACAGUAGAGCUAGCUUUGCCACCUCUGUUUGACUUGCUUAGCUGUCGAAUUGCCAACACACACCCAUGGAGAAAAUAAUGGCCUGCUCAGGGAUAGGAAGCCUGGUUCAAAAAGGUGCUGCCCAGUUAUUCCAAAUUUGGUCCACCUUAUCACCAGGGAGCCCAGUUUCCAUCAGCAUGGAAGAGUCAGUAAAUUGGGUUCAUGAGGCAGUGGACUUAGGGACUUAGAGUUCUUGGUGUCCGAAAGUUGCAGGUUCGAAUCCUGCACCAGGACAAAGGAUGUUGGUGGUGUCCUUCCCCCUCCUCCAUGGCUGAAGGUUAAAGAAGGCAUUUCACUACCACUCUACUUCAGGGACUAUAGCCAUUACCCUGUAGAUUACGUAACCAUAAAUUGCUUUUGGUGAAAGUGUCUGCUAGAUUAAGUAUAAUGUAAUGAUUUGAACAUGUGUGGGUCUAGAUUGUUAGCUUCUGGAACCAGGCUUCCCAUCCCUACUCGGUCUGCAUGAGCUCCGCUGUAAAUACUGCAGUGACGUACUGCUACGUAGCGACCAGGCCGUCCAUCGUUAUCACCCGCUGCAUGUAACUCACAGUGAUGAAAGUUCAUAUGCUGUACACGGCAGCGCAGUUGAAACAUGUGCUGUUUGCAUGAUACGUGUAGAUCUCCUAGAGCACCAAACUGAGCAGUUUUACAGUCAUACAAUCCUUACUAGACAGCAGCAGCAUGUGUGUGUGCAAGAAGAAGGUCUCCCCAAAAGAUGACCCUCUCGGCCAUUCAAACAUAAAGAGCUUUUGUAGCAAUUUGGCCGCGCUCCUUUUGUACACCGCUCAAGAUUAGCUUCUACUUAAUGGUCUCCCCAUCCUAACCUGGUGCUUUAAUUAAUCAUCACACUCUGCAAAGCUUUGUGUGAAGCCUGCUGUUUGGUAAAUGGUGCUGUAUCUGAGAAGGCCUCAGGGUGGAGGUUAUGUGAUAGUUACACAUGGUAGAGGAGCAGCAGUGGAGACAUUACUCCCAUAUCAACAACAAGAUGUAUUUUGAAAUGUGGUUUAAAUUCAGGUUGUUGAUAUUAAAAAAAGUGCUUUAUUUGGAAAUGUUGGUGACCGGAGACUUCUAGUCAAAUAGCCAACUGUUAAUUAACACCAUUAGCUACUGAAAAAUAUUUUUGAUGGUUACCAAUAUAGAACAGCGAUUGAAAUUAAAUCUUACUUCUCUGUCCCCAGCGUUUGUAGCAUGAGCAUUGCUUAUGUUAAUGGUAAUGUGUGUAUAGCCUACUGCAGAAAUGGCAGUGUCACAUGAACAACUUUUCCGGAAUAGAGGCCUACUGUGGAUACAAACACUGAUAUCUGCCUGUCUAGUCAUCAUAACCUUGAAAGACCUUGAAAUUAUUUCUUAUGAAUUUACCCCCACUUGUUGUCAGUUUGGUGAGAUCUUAAAUUGGCCAUGGGAUGAGGUAAUUGUCGCAUGGGAGGUUGUGAUGAAAACAAAAAAUCUCAGAUAUGUCUUUUAUCUGUCACUGAACAAAAGCAUUCGCUGAUAUGAACCUUCUCUUUUAUUUAUUUUCAUUUUCAAAUGUUACAUUGAUCUUGUCUGUCUUUCAAGCCAAGUGAAAUUACUCUUUUCAGUUGAAAGAAAAAAACAUCCAAGAUAGUGUAGAUUAAUGCUGUGUGAAAUACUGUGCUUUUGUGUGUAUAUUCAUGUACAAAUUUAAAAUAAUUGUGCUCACUCCCCACCCGAAAUAGUGUCUGCAUAUGUACAUCCUAACCAUCAUAUACUGAUAAUGACAAUUGUUGAUAACCUUUAUUUGAAUGAAAGACUUCACCUGAGAACAUUGUAGCAUUAUUUAUGAUCUUUGUAGCCCUACUUUCUUCUUGCAUGGAAAAAAGAGCCACACCACAGUGAUGCUAUACAGUAUAUUUUUAUUUGUUUGUUUCAAUGGCCAAUAUUUUUUUUGUUUGCUGGUGUAUUUAUUUAACUUAUUUAUUUAUUGCUGUUGAAAGAAUAUGAGUGGCAUGGAUACUAGUGCUCCGUCUUUUCAUGUGAUCACCAAACAAAACCACAUACCUUGUUUUUGUCCAGCUUAGCAUACGGCCUAAAAUGCUCUCCAGAGAAUCACUGUGGAUGCAGGGCCACCGCUGGCACUGCACUGCCCACCCCUCCUAUGGGCAUUUGAGUGGCAUCAAGCUGUAGUGCGGUUUCGUAUUUAAUUUAUUUGUUUUUGUUUUGGUUGAUGAUGUCGAUUGAUGUUUUUUUCCCCAAAUAUGUCAUAUGCAGCCAGACCCCAAAGUAAAAUUAUUUUUCAAUUUCAGUUACGGUUUAUUUAAAUGCACUAUUUUUGUAAAUGUAAUAGCAUUGUAAUAAUAAACACAGCUACAAGGCACUUCACAAGUUCCCAAAAGACCAAAAAAACAUACAGCAACAGUAGCAAAGAACCAUCUUAACCAGGUUAAAUGGGGAUUUGUGUGGGCCUUGUACCCUGCUGCAGAAAGAGAGGAAUGGGGCAUAAUGGUAUGCCACUUUCAUGGCAUGAUGCAAAGAGUGAACGGGCAGCGAGGAAGAGAGAAAAGAGAGAAGAGGAUCUGCAGAGAGUAGAUGAAUAUAAAUGAGUACAGAACUGCAAAAAAGGUGUGAGUUCGCUGUGUUGAGGUGAAACAAUAAUUCCCAUCUCAAUUAUAUCCGUUUCUUUCCAUGGCUCAAUGUAAGGAAGUGUUUGGCAUGGUUUAUAGUUGAGGCCAGGCCUGUGUAUGUGAUUUGAAUUCAAGGUAGCGUAUUGGAACGCUGCUGUGACGUGAACAGUUAAAGGGUGAGUGACCGUGUGUGGGCUUUGGUUUAUAUUUGGUUGUUUUUUUUAGUACCAGUAGAGCUAUGGUCUUGCUUUCAAUUAGAUUGUCUGUGAUAUGAGACAUGUAUGAAGGUUGGUCUCUAGGAGUUUACUUGCAGUAGAUGCCAGUGUACCAAUCAGAUGUGGUGAGGUCCCUCUUGGUAGCAUGCAUAUCAGCUUGUGCCAGCUGUUUUUCAUUUUCUUUGUUUCAGUUUUUUUUUCUUUUCUGUCUUUCAAAACUGUAAUUUGAUCUCUGGGAGUAACAAGGAAAAAAAAACAAUUUAAAAAAUGUGGUUCCGUGACCACUAGAACACAAAGCCUUAUGAAAUUUGUAAAGUGAACUUUGAAUGUUUAUAUGUUAAGAUAAAUUAUGGAUUGUUUUAUAUGAUUGUACUGCCACAAAA
Engraulis encrasicolus (European anchovy) is the source of this 7287-nucleotide messenger RNA. It is a transcript of the gene frmd3, whose product is annotated as FERM domain containing 3. The transcript has 14 exons. Gene Ontology annotation, cellular component: cytoskeleton. Lineage: Eukaryota; Metazoa; Chordata; Actinopteri; Clupeiformes; Engraulidae. The record is from RefSeq and is a predicted model, not a curated record. Bases 9 to 1970 code for a protein of 653 amino acids. Gene Ontology annotation, molecular function: cytoskeletal protein binding.